AUGAUAACAAGAUCGAAUCUAGCAGAGCAGCUGAGAGAAUACCAGAUUCGAUCGAAGCACGAUUGGGCAUCCGUCUCUUUCUUCUCGUCGACCUCGAGUUUUUCUUCGUCUAGGGUGGAUGUUGUAGUCUUUGUCAUCUGGGAGCUAGUCAUCUUAGCAUUCUUAGUGUUUUCAGCGGUUUCCUUGUACUUCCAGCGGUUGCAGCUCGCGUUCAUCUUGGUGUGCGUCACUUUACUACUACUCGUUUGCAUGAAGGUGACGAAGCAAGUGAGAUUAGCCAGGAAGAAGAAGCGAAGGAUGCUUCUUCCACUAUCUAUGUAA
This is a messenger RNA of Microthlaspi erraticum, 321 nucleotides long. NCBI's taxonomy places the organism in Eukaryota, Viridiplantae, Streptophyta, Magnoliopsida, Brassicales, Brassicaceae. The record is from the annotation of a GenBank genome assembly.